Molecule: messenger RNA, 1846 nt
Organism: Amborella trichopoda
Lineage: Eukaryota; Viridiplantae; Streptophyta; Magnoliopsida; Amborellales; Amborellaceae
Product: Protein kinase superfamily protein
Biological process (GO): protein phosphorylation
Molecular function (GO): protein kinase activity; ATP binding
Source: RefSeq, a predicted model, not a curated record
AAGAAGGCAAGGGAAUCUUGCGAGUCCCUUCACCCUUACUUUCCCCACUUGUGACCUCUGUCUCUCUCUCACUCUGAACAACAAAUAAGUGAUGAGAUUGAAGAGCUCAAAAUAGAAGGGAAGGUCUUCAAACUCCCAUUAUCGAAAGAAGAAGAAGCAGGAGAUUCAGAUCGGCCGUAUAUUUAUCCACAGAAGCUACAAGUAGUAUGAUUGUAUGAUAUUGGAGGGGAGAAAGCGUAUAAUAAAAAAGAGAUUAGUAUGAGAAUAAUAGAGGCAGGGAGAAGAUGGGGAACUGUGGGACUAGAGAGGAAUCCGCCGUUGCAGCUGCUCAGGUCCAAGUUCAGCAACUUCAGUUAUUGGCAUUGCCUGUAAAAAACAUUCCUUCUGAGAAGAGACAUAAUCGGUCCUCAUCGGAUUUCAGCGACCCAUCAACUCCCAGAAACUUUGAAGAUCUGAGACAUAGUCCAGGAUCCACCAAUGUGAUCGCCUUCACAUUAUUUGAGCUAGAGACUAUUACCAAGAGCUUCCGCUCUGAUUAUGUUCUUGGUGAAGGAGGGUUUGGGACGGUGUAUAAAGGAUAUAUAGAUGAGAAUGUGAGAGUUGGUCUCAAAUCCCUCCCUGUUGCUGUUAAGGUCCUCAACAAGGAUGGUCUUCAAGGGCAUAGGGAGUGGCUUGCAGAGGUUAAUUUUCUAGGGCAGUUGAGGCACGCUAAUUUGGUCAAGCUCAUCGGAUAUUGUUGCGAGGAUGACCACAGGUUGCUUGUUUAUGAGUUUAUGUUCCGAGGAAGCCUUGAGAACCACUUGUUUCGUAAGGCAUCUGCUCCAUUAUCAUGGGCAACAAGAAUGACAAUUGCACUAGGGGCUGCCAAAGGGCUUGCUUUCCUUCAUGGAGCUGAAAAGCCUGUUAUCUAUCGGGAUUUCAAGACGUCAAAUAUAUUACUGGACUCUGAUUACACUGCCAAGCUCUCUGAUUUUGGGCUCGCAAAGGCAGGGCCUCAGGGAGAUGAGACCCACGUGUCUACACGUGUGAUGGGCACAUAUGGAUAUGCAGCCCCUGAAUAUGUGAUGACAGGUCACCUUACGGCAAGGAGCGAUGUCUACAGCUUUGGUGUGGUCCUCCUUGAGCUGCUCACUGGCCGGCGGUCCGUGGACAAGACACGGCCGAGUAAAGAGCAGAGCCUUGUGGACUGGGCACGCCCCAAGCUCAACGACAAGCGCAAGCUCCUCCAAGUCAUUGAUCCGCGCUUGGAGGGCCAGUACUCCACCAGGGCUGCCCAAAAGGCCUGCAGCUUAGCCUACUAUUGCCUCAGUCAAAACCCUAAAGCCCGGCCACUCAUGAGUGAUGUCGUAGAGACUCUUGAGCCCCUCCAAGCUACUAGCACCACAUAUGAGCCCCAGCCUCCAAGCCUGCCCCAAAGUGUGGUUGCCGACUAUCGAACACGCCGCCACCACCACCAGCUGGCUGGCAAAGGUUGCCGCAUUCCACAUGCUGCUGAUGCAGCAGGUGGGCUUGCCGCCUGUCGGGUGAGAUGAUCCAUGGCAGGUUGGACAUGAUGCUUCUCACUCCCACAUGCAUACGCACUCAUAUGCAUUGCAUGUAACCUAUAUAUAAGGUGGGGUUUGGGUUUAUAUGAUGGAUCAGAGAUUUCAAUCACGCCAUAUGAACUGCAAGUGUAAUUUUCAUAUUGGGUUUGAGUAUGACUGCUUAGCUUAGCAGUUUGCAGAGCACACUUGUUCUUGGGUUUUGGCUUAUGAAUAUUACAUCUUAAGGGAAGCAAGAACUGGUUCCCAUAUGUUGGCUUAUGUUUGUGUUAUUGAUUGUGAGUUAGAGGUGGUGGUGUUUAUGA